AUCAAAUUGCUGUUGCCAAGUCUCGCGAGCUUUCUCUUAAACAGUUCAUUAUAAUGUCACCACAGUCCAAUUUGCAAGCAUUAAAGAAGCAGCUGAACACUGCCUUUUGCUGAAGUAUUAAAGAUCUUGGAUCUUAAAAAAAAAAACCACACUUUGGCAUCUCUGUAAUACGAAACGGGGAAACAUGAUAUACCCAAAUGGAACAUGCACUCUCAUGUGGCUUCUUGUGCUGUACAUGUUCGUCAAGAAGGUGGUCCCUCAAGAUGACACCGUUGUUGCUACUAAGAGUGGAAGAGUCAAAGGAUUGACUUUGCCUGUGCUUGGUGGAACAGUUUCAGCCUUCCUCGGGAUUCCUUAUGGAGCUCCACCUGUUGGGCGACUUCGAUUCAAAAAGCCCCAGCCUCGGGAAGAAUGGGGAGGGGUCUGGAAUGCCACCAAGUAUGCAAACUCUUGCUAUCAGAACAUAGACAAUACUUUCCCUGGAUUUUCAGGAUCCGAGAUGUGGAACCCAAACACAAACCUCAGUGAAGAUUGCCUCUACCUCAAUGUGUGGGUUCCUUCACCCAAGCCUAAAAAUGCAACUGUCAUGGUAUGGAUCUAUGGUGGUGGCUUCCAGACUGGGACCUCCUCCUUGAAUGUCUAUGAUGGCAGAUUCCUGGCCCGUGUUGAGAGAGUCAUCGUUGUUUCAAUGAAUUAUAGGUUAGGGGCAUUAGGAUUCUUGGCUUUGCCAGGGAAUGAAGAUGCUCCAGGAAAUGCAGGGUUGUUUGAUCAACGGCUGGCACUUCAGUGGGUCCAAGACAACAUAGCAGCUUUCGGUGGCAAUCCUAAAAGUGUGACAUUGUUUGGAGAGAGUGCUGGAGCAGGAGGUGUCAGCUACCAUCUCCUUUCUCCACAAAGCCAUCCUCUCUUCACUAGGGCAAUCAUGCAGAGCGGUGCUGGAAAUGCCCCUUGGGGUGCACUUCUACCCUCUGAAGCAACACGGAGAACUCUAGCUCUAGCUAAACUCCUCCACUGUACGAGUAGCAAUGAAACAGAGAUAAUUAUUUGUCUUCAGAGCAAAGAUCCCCAGGAUAUACUUGCUAAUGAAGUGUCUGUUUUACCAUACAGGGCUCUUUUAGAGCUGUACUUCACUCCAGUGGUUGAUGGCGAUUUUCUUGCCGAUCUUCCUGGAACCUUGUUGAAGAAUGGGAAAUUUAAACAAACACAGAUCUUGUUGGGGGUGAACAAAGAUGAAGGUACAGCUUUCCUUGUCUACGGAGCACCUGGCUUCAGCAAAGAUAACAACAGCCUUAUCAAUGAAACAGAAUUCCGAGCAGGCUUGGCACUAUCCUUCCCAGAAACAAGUGAAGUGGGAUUGGAAUCUAUUGCUUUUCACUAUACGGACUGGGAGGAAGAGCAGAACCCUUUCAAUUAUCGUGAUGCUAUGGAUGAUAUCGUUGGAGAUUACAAUUUCAUAUGUCCUACCGUGGAGUUUGUAAAACAUUUUGUCGAGGCACAGAACAACGCUUUCUUAUACUUCUUUGAGCACCGAUCUACUAAACUACCUUGGCCAGAGUGGAUGGGAGUACCACAUGGCUAUGAAAUAGAAUUUGUAUUUGGACUACCUCUAGAAAGAAGAGCUAAUUACACCAAAGCGGAGGAAACUCUGAGUAGGUCUAUUCUGAAGUACUGGGCAAGUUUUGCUAAAACUGGCUUUCAAACUAAUUAGGAGCAUCUUCAUGGUCUAAAAAGGAGGACUCUACUUCUAGUCAUAAACAGCGCAAUUUAUCGAUCUUCUCCAAUAGACUAGCAAAGGUGGUGCGCAGUUCAACAAAGAUGCAUGGUUAUAUCUAAAGUAAGUUCACUAUCUCAGAGAACUGACAAAGGUUUACUGCAAAAUCCAGCUACAAUGGAUAAGGACAUCUGAUGUGCUUGUUGUGAUUUAAAUUAAAUAAAAGCAAAACUAAAUUGCUAUUUUAAAAAAUCUUAAAGAAUCUGAAAGGGAAGAAAUAAUAGAAAUGACAAGGAUAGAAGAACAAAAAAAAAUAAAGUAUUUGGGUGUAUGGAUAACAGCAAAAAUAUAAACAUUUUUAAAGAUAAUUAUGAAAGAUUUUAGCAGGAAAUUAAAAGAAAUUUGGAAAUAUGGAAUAGGAUGAAACUCUCUUUAUUGGGAAGAAUUGCAACUGUAAAAAUGAAUGUACUUCCAAGGAUGUUAUUUCUCUUUCAAAGUAUUCCUGUAAUAACGGGGAAUGCAUGCUUCAAAGAAUGGCAGAGAGAGAUCUCAAGAUUUGUCUGGAAUGGGAAAAAACCAAGGAUAAAAAAUAAUAUGAAGGAAAGAGACAGAUUCUCACUUCCAGACUUAAUAUUGUACUAUGAAGCUGCAUCCCUAAUAUGGAUCCGGGAUUGGAUCAAGUUAGAUAGGGAGGAAAUAACAGAAUUGGAAGGACAUGACAAUAGGUUCAGAUGGCAUGCUUAUUUAUAGUAUGGAAAAAAAAAUACACAAAGGGUUUCACAAUCAUAUAAUAAGGGAGAUCACUGUUCAGAGUGUGGGAAAAGUAUAAAGAUAAGUAUAUAGAAAAUAUAUAGAACCUAAGACACCUUGGUGGUUAUCACCUAUUGAGGCAUUGUCACUUAAAACAUUGGGGGGGGGGAGGGAGAACAGCCAACAUAUAGACUUAUUGGUAGAACAAGAAGGAAAAUUAAAAUUGAAAGAAUAUGAAGAAAUAAAGGAACAUCUUCAAAGUUGGUUGUACCAUAGACAGCUAACGGAUAUAUUUAAAGAGGACAAUAUGAAAGGUUUUUCAUAUUCGGUUUCCAAAUUCCAAAAGGAAGUGAUAGAAGAAAAUUCAAAACUAUUAAAAAAGGCAUAAAAUAUCCUUUUGGAGUGGAAAACUAAAGAUGAAGAAGUAAAAUUGGCAAUGAUUAAAUGGACACAAGAUAUAAGCCACAAUAUACAAUCUGAAGAUUGCAUAAAAUUGUGGGAAGUAAAUUUGAAAUUUAAGGAUUGUAUAUUGUUGAGAGAGAAUUACAUGAAGAUGAUGUAUAGAUGGUACAUAUCACCGGUCAAAUUGGCAAAAAUGUAUAAAAAUGUAAAGAAAGAGUGUUGGAGGUGUGAGGCUGAAGGUACUUUUUACCAUAUGUGGUGGGAUUGCAAAAUUGUAAAACUGUAUUGGGAAAUGAUAUAUAAUGAAUUGAAGAAAAUGUUGAAAAUAACAUUUGUUAAACAACCAGAAGCCUUCCUGUUAGGCAUUUUAGGUCAAGAUCGGCUGAAAGAGAAGAGGACACUAUUUAUGUAUGCUACUACGGCAGCGAGAAUUCUGAUAGUACAAAAAUGGAAGACUGGAGAAAUACCAACUAAAGAACAAUGGCAAGAGAAAUUGAUGAACUAUCCAGAACUGGCAAAAAUGACGGACAGAGAAAAAGACAACAGUGAAUUUGAAAAAGAGUGGGAACCAUUUCUAAUAUACUUGCAGAAACAAAGGAAGAAUAUUGACAUGAUGGCAGGAUUUAAAUAAACAUUCACAUCUUUACUAACAAAUAACAUUUAAAAUGAUAAGGAAAUAAUAUAGUGGACUUUUAGGAAACAGCAGUAUGUAAUAAGGGGGAAACACACCAGAAAUGGAAGUUGGGGGAAGCCCAGGAGGGGAGGGAAGAGGUGAUGUAAUAUAAAUGUUAUUGAUAUGAGAUGUAUGUAAUAAUAGAAAAAGAAAAGUGAAUAAAAAUUUAAUGGAAAAAAUAUAUAUUCCAGGACAGUUCACCUAUUCUGUUGGUGUCUGGAGUGCCCAGGAAAGGUCUAUGGCUUGCUUGUAUCUGAAGGUGACAAGGACUGGUAAUCUUCCUUUUCUUAAGGUGUCAAGAACAUGCCGCCGCUAUAGUUUAUUAAUAUCUCUCUGUUGCGCCAGUAGCUUAGUGGGCAGGUUUUCUUUGGAUGGAGCCUUAUGGGAGAAGCUUUUUGGACACAAGUGUUGCACUACAAUGUACUUGAACAUUGUUAUUAUUGAAUAAAAGUAGUUAUAUCUUUUCACUUUUCUCCUGAAGCACAUGGCAUGCUUAACUCAAGGGUAGGCAAUAUGGUACCCUCAGUACGGUAUGGGACUCCAACUCUUAUCAGCGCCAGACAGCAUGGCCAAUGCUCAGGGAUGUUGAGAGAUGUGAUUAGCAUAUGAAGGGCCACAACAUUGGCUCCCCCUGGUUUAAAUGUUACACUGACUUACGUCAACAUCAUUUUCCUCGGUGAAAUGGGUUCUCAGUGAAUUGUAACAAAAAAGAGGACUUGCAAACUUGUGAAAGUUGUUUGUAGAGAUUAAAAAUUAAGCUGACUGCCUUUUUGCCUGUGAAUGAUAAGCUAUCUAUAACAAUGUGGCUUUUAAUAAAAAAAAGUUAAUGUCUGCUUACAAUGUGCUUCCAGUUUGCAUUAGUCAUAUUAGUGCAAAAACGAUAAUGGUAAAAAAAAAAAAAAUUAAUAAUUAUGGAAGUUUUCCUUCCCAAGUAAAGAUUUCCACUAAGGUUACUUUGUUGGACCAAAAAGUAUUUAUCUGUCAGCAGCAAAUCUAUGAAAGUCAGCUGCCAAUAAACAGUUUCUUAUGGAAUUAGUGGCUAAUAAGCAAUUGCUUACAAAUGUAAUGUUUAUUAAAAAGCAACCUUUAAAGGCAGUUUUACUGCCUCUGCAGAGUUUUCAGUGUCCCAAAGGUCUCAUAUUGAUCCCCCACUAGCAUAAUGCCAGACUAAUGCUAUUAACUGAGAUUUUUCUAACUUGUAAAGUUGGAGAGAUAGACUUGUCUUUUGAUGGAAUAUGACCCUGCAUGAAUGGAGCACAGCAAAUACGGAGAGAUUACUAAAUAUAAAAUAUAUUCAAUAGCUCCAUAUCUAAAAAUAUUUAAUCUCUGUAAACAUGACAUCCAGAUGAGAUUUGAGAUUAUUUCUAUCUCAAAUCUGAGGGUAAAUAAAUUGACAUGCAAAUCAAAGAACAGAUGGAAGAUAAAUAUUGGUGGGAAUUCAGACGAAAUCUUGGACAAUGUGUUGCAUUUAGAGUUGCAAAAUCUACAUUUAAAUUCAUCGAGGCAGAUGUCAGAUGUAUCCAGGUAUUCUUGACUGAGAAGGACUGGACAUCAGUAAGAAGACAGGCAGGUGUAGGAUGGAUGAGGGGAGAUUGCUGUCCCAUUAGAACAGACCAGCCUGCACUGAACAUGCAUAAAAGCUCUGUUAUAAGUUCUGCAGUGUUUUUGGUGAAUCUGAUAAGUGGGAAUUUCUGUGUAUCUCCUGUUAAAGUAAUAAGUAUUCUCUAGCAAUGCAAGUAAUAUACAUAUAUCUCAAAGUCUCAUGUGACAAGGCAUUAUAUUAAACACAUGAUGUUUUCAAUCACUUCCUACAAAGUGAUAUCUGCAUCCACAAGCAUAGCCCCCUUCCCACCUGUAAAGUACAAUUUGGAAUGUCAUGACUUGCUUCAUAGCGCAGGAGUGCUUAAAUGAAUUCUGACAGUGCUAUUAGUGUCCUGAUCUUGAACUGAAGUACUAGUCAGCUCUGCUUAAGUCACUAUUCUCAGGAGCCACAAAUAAACAUGCAAUUAAAUGGGUGCCAUAAGUUAAUCAGAGCAGAAUUAGCAAAGAAGUGGGCAACUGAGGAACCUAGGAAUUGCCAUGCCAGAUCAGAUUAAGGGAUAUUUUAGACUAAAAGCUUGACUUCACUAGUGUCUGUCCAGUGGGCUUUCAGGAAGAGUUAAAUGCCCGGAAUGUAGUAACUAAAAGCAGAGCUUAUGAAACGACCCAUGAGUUAUAGUUGGACCUUGAUGCUAGUUUGCUAUAGUUACUGCUCCCUUCUCUCCAUACAUGUCUCUCUCUUCUAUGUGUAUCUGUAUGAAAGUGAGGAGGAUUCUAGUAAUUAUCUGGACUAGAAGACAUGAAUUCCAUUACAUUUAUCAGUCACUUUAUGCAACAAAAAGUCUCAAAGUGACUUGACAAGGUAAAACGCAACACAUAAAAAGAACUUGGAACCAUAACAGUUUGAAACACCGAACAAUACAAAAUGCAUAAAAAGUCCUACCCAACCCAUUAAAAUGUCCAGUCAUGAAAACUAUGUGACUGUGCUGUUCAAGAUCGUAAUGGAGACCCCAUUGUCAGUCAUGCUUGUCAUAGUGGCUUUCACCAUCAGGUAGAGCUUUGCUUAGCAAAGGGAAUGAGUGUAGAUUAGGGCAACCAAGAUGAUCAAGGAUCUGGAAACCAAGCCUUAUGAGGAACAGUUGAAGGAGCUGGGUAUCUUUAGCCUGUAAAAGAGGAGACUGAGAAGAGAAAUGAUAGCCAUCUUCAAAUAUAUUUAGGGCUAUCAUAUGGAGGAUGGAGCAAGCUUGUUUUCUCCUGCUCUGGAGGGUAGGACUCAAACCAAUGACUUCAAGUUACAAGAAAGGAGAUUCUGACUAAACAUCAGAAAGAACUUUCUGAUUGUCAGAGCUAUGUGACAGUGGAAUGGUCUCCUUUGGGAGGUCGUGGACUUUCCUUCCUUGGGGUUUUAAAAGCAGAGGUUGAAUGGCCAUCUGUCUUGGAUGCUUUUGUUGAGAUUCCAGCAUUGCAGGGGGUUGGACUAGAUGACCCUUGGAGGUCCUUUCCAACUCUAUGAUUCUUUGAUUUGAUGAAUGGUUAGCACUGGCAACAGUCCAUGCCAGUUUUGAUUGGGACCCAAACUUUGGAUGGGGUGUGUGUGUGUAAAGACAUGGGAUUGGUCUUAGGGUGGGCAAAAUAUGUGCAUACUUAUUCUUGAGCCUGCCCUCCCUCCACAGCCUGACAUUCACCAGCUUCACUGAUUGCAACAGCAGGAGGAGCAAGGAAAGUUGCUUCCCAUUGCUACAUCUGGGUAGUCACUUCACAGAGUUGAGAUAUUCCAGGCAUCCAGCCAGUGGCCUGUAGCAAGAACAGCUGGUGUUCUUUUCAUUUUUGCAUUGGCUGGUUGUUUACCUGUUUAACACAUUUAGCUGUAGCAUCCUUUGCUGUUUUAAAACAGCAAUAUGACUACCCAGCCCAUGUACAAAUCGAACGAUCUGUUUCCAACAGCCUCCUGCAAAAGUGAUUUUUCCUUAGAUGAACAUGAACCUUAAACCCACUUCUCUUUCCUCGAGGCCUUCCAGCUGCUGAACGUAGCAUACAUUAACAACCAUGCCACUUAGGAGAUUCCCCCCCCCUCUAAAGCACACUCUGAAGUAAACAUUUGCAGUCCAGUACUCUUUCCUAAAAUGGCCACUCUUGACCUCUACUUCAGUGGUGGUAAACAAACUGAAACUCCCACUGUCUUCAGAAAGAGUUAGCUUUCCCUCGCUGGUUUUCCUGGCUGGAGACCAUGGGAAAGGAGGACCAAUUACUCUUCUCAGCCCUUGCACUUUUCAAUUCUUUUAUUGCCUUCUUCCUCUCUGAGUGUUGUUUAAAUAAUCAUUCAUGGCAUUUUGUAAACCUCUUUUAAGAAAAGCUUUUGUAGCUUUUCCCUUGCUUUGGAGAAUUUGCUUUGCGAUUUCUUUGCUGUGCACAAGCUUGGACAGAGCCCUCUCUGGAGAGAUGGCUGAUAAUCAUGAAUAGAAGUCAACAAAAAAGAACUCUGCUCCUUCUUCCUAUUGAUUCAUGCUGAUACCCAGCUGCUUAAUUGAUGAUGAGAUGGGAAACUGCCCCAUUGAGGGUGCUGAUGUGGUGGUUAGAGUGCUAGACUAGGGUCUGGGAGACAGGGGUUCAAAUCCCCACUCAGCCGUAAAGCUUACCAGAUGACUUUGGGCCAUCUUUCAGCCUAAUCUAUGGAGAGGGGGAGUAGUGUGUAAGUCACCAAGAGCUCCUUGCAGAAACAGCAACAGCAACAGCAGCAACAACAACAACAACAAUUUAUUUAUACCCGCCCAUCUGGCUGGGUUUCCCCAGCCACUCUGGGCAGCUUCCAACAAAAUAUUAAUAUAGAGUAAUCCAUCAAACAUUAAAAGCUUGCCUAAACAGGGCUGUCUUCAGAUGUCUUCUAAAAGUCUGGUAGUUGUUGUUCUGUUUGACAUCUGGUGGAAGGGCGUUCCAGAGGGCAGGUGCCACUACCGAGAAGGCCCUCUGCCUGUUUCCCUGUAACUUGGCUUCUCGUAAUAAUGUAAUAACAAACAAACAAACAAACAUAAUAACAAACAAACAGAUCAGGCUAUUGGUACCCUAUCACUGGGAGCAACUCUCCAAGAUGUCAUGUAACGCAAAACUAUCUAAGUUGCACUCUCUGAAAUGAUAUGCAAACUGAAAGGCAAUUAUCCUUCAAAAUUCACAGUUCUCAGAAUUUUGCAGUGCAGUUCUCCAGCCUACUAAUGGGUACCAAAAUCCACCUACAGUCUUAAGGCAAAGGAUACAUAGAAAUGCAUACAUUUGUACCUGAUCUCAUUUUAGCUGGAGACUAAACCUGGGGCCGUUAGCAUGUGAUAUGUGUCUUCUACAACUGAGCUACAUAGAGCAAACAUGCAGCAGAUCACAUCAGUAAUUCCUGUUCCCACUUGUGCCUGCUCACUUGACUGGUUCAACACAUGUAUGGAACCUAUAUGUGUUCCUUUUGCACAUACAUCAACACUAUACAGCCCAGCCUUCCCCAACACGGUGUCCUCCAUUUGCUUUGGACACACCCAUCAAGCUUCAGCCAGCUUGGAAAAUAAGCUGGCAGGAGUUGUCAGACAACAGCAUGUGGAAGACACCAGGUUGAAGAAGGCUGGUACAAACAGUCUAGAGCAGAGGGGAAAAAUUUGUGGCCCUCUAGAUACUGUUGGUCAGCCAACCUCCAUCAGCUCUAAUCAGCAUGGCCAAUGGUCAAGGAUGAUGGCAGAUGCAGUCCUGCAACAUCUGGAUGCUUCAUUGGUUUUCCAGUCCUGGUCUAGAGAGCAUGCAUAAUUAAGGGCUGUGAUCCUACAUGCCCUAUACGUUGUUGUUGUUGUUGUUUAGCCGUUUAGUCGUGUCCGACUCUUCGUGACCCCAUGGACCAGAGCCCGCCAGGCACUCCUGUCUUCCACUGCCUCCCACAGUUUGGUCAGACUCAUGUUGGUAGCUUCAAGAACACUGUCCAACCAUCUCGUCUUCUGUCAUCCCCUUCUCCUAGUGCCCUCCAUCUUUCCCAACAUCAGGGUCUUUUCCAGGGAGUCUUCUCUUCUCAUGAGGUGGCCAAAGUAUUGGAGCCUCAGCUUCACAAUCUGUCCUUCCAGUGAGCACUCAGGGCUGAUUUCCUUCAGAAUGGAUAGGUUUGAUCUUCUAGCAGUCCAUGGGACUCUCAAGAGUCUCCUCUAGCACCAUAAUAGAUUCACCUUUUGCUCUUACAUUGUCACUCAAGUGCUGAACGAUCCCUUAAUGUGCAUGCCUGUGGAUGGAAGGAUUUCUUUAGCUAGAAACUUUCUUUCUUUAGCUAGGAACAAGAAGAAGGAACCAGUCCACCCCCCCCCCCGCCAGAUGCAAUGAUCCUGCAAGUCCCAACAUCACCCACCCCUACAUUACUGUAUCUUGUCCAAGAUAAUCAAUUCCAAUAUAUGACAGCACUUCAUUUCUGCACAUCAUCUCACAUUAAUCAUUUUGAACCAUAGAAAGAUGCCUUUUUCCCCAUUAGGAAACUCAUUCUUUCUCCAGCAUACUUUAAUCAGGAUACAAUUUUCAUUCAUUUCACCCAUAUAGGCUCAUAUCUUUGCAGAAACGUCUACCUUAAAAAAAUAAAUAUAAUAUUCUUGCAUAUUUGAAUAAGGCAUUAGCAUUCUUAUUAAGAACUUUGGGCAAUCCAGGCUAGUGAAUUUAUUGUGCUUAAUGUUAUCCAUGAGAUUGCAUUUCCUCGCUGACCUCUUGGGCUCAUCCAUGGAACUGAUGAGCAGUGAUUUUAUUACUGUAUGCAUAUUCCUCUAUUCUUAAUUAAACUUUUUCCUUCUUCCAAAUUCCCAUUUAAAGUUUGGGGAUGUUGAUAUUUAUUCCUAUCUAGUUUCAAAAGUACUGGUGUAAUUCCAUGCAACCCUACCAAUCUUUGAAAUAAAAUAACUUUUCAGCAGUAUAAUUUUAAACUACUGAUGUGCACAGGUAAUUUCCCAUGAGGGAUCUAAU
Messenger RNA from Zootoca vivipara (common lizard), 10034 nucleotides. The record is from RefSeq and is a predicted model, not a curated record. NCBI's taxonomy places the organism in Eukaryota, Metazoa, Chordata, Lepidosauria, Squamata, Lacertidae.